Messenger RNA from Cyprinodon variegatus (sheepshead minnow), 1050 nucleotides. Its product is annotated as arf-GAP with dual PH domain-containing protein 1-like. Bases 214 to 1050 code for a protein of 278 amino acids. Gene Ontology annotation, biological process: positive regulation of GTPase activity. The transcript is spliced from 9 exons. The record is from RefSeq and is a predicted model, not a curated record. Gene Ontology annotation, molecular function: GTPase activator activity; phosphatidylinositol bisphosphate binding. Gene Ontology annotation, cellular component: intracellular membrane-bounded organelle; plasma membrane. NCBI's taxonomy places the organism in Eukaryota, Metazoa, Chordata, Actinopteri, Cyprinodontiformes, Cyprinodontidae.
UUCAAGACAGGCGGUGAAGAGUUUGCGUCUGACAGCAUCAAGACACCAGAGCAUGCUCCAAGUUUUUUACUCCCGCCGUCUAAAAAUGACAGCAGACUCGCCGGUAGCUUAGAGGUUUCCUUUCCUUCCGUGAGGGCAGAGAGUUUAACUUUGGAUGCCAGCUGGAGCGCUUGAAGCCUGUGAGAAGGAAUCAGAGAAGGUGGAGAAGCGCUGAUGGCUUCAGACCAGGAAAGGAUCAGAGAGCGCAUUAAAGCGCUCCUCAAGAAACCUGGAAAUGGAAACUGUGCCGACUGCGGGGUUCCAGAGCCAGAGUGGGCAUCCUACACCUUAGGGGUGUUUGUGUGUCACAGCUGCUCAGGCCUCCAUAGAAACAUCGCUCAGAUCAGCAAGGUCAAGUCUCUGCUGCUGGAUCCCUGGAGCUCUUCUGAGUUAGAGUUUUUAGAUUCUGUAGGGAACAUUGCUGCCAAGGCCAAGUAUGAACAGAUUGUACCUGCCUUCUACUACCGACCCACGUCCAAAGAUUAUGUGCUCCUGUUGGACCAGUGGAUACGGGCCAAGUACGAGAGAAAGGAGUUCAUGAGUGUGGAGAGACAGGAGCCCUACUCAGCAGGCUACAGAGAAGGGUGCUUAUGGAAGCGAGGAAGAGACAAUGGACAAUACAUGAGCCGAAAAUUUAUUCUGACUGAACGUGAGGGUGUCCUGAAAUACUUCAACAAGCAUGAUGCCAGAGAGCCUAAAGCGAUCAUGAAGAUCAACACUGUGAACGCUACUUUCCAAGCAGCUAAAAUCGGCGUUCCUAAUGGGCUGCAGAUUACCUAUUUAAAGGAUAACAGCACCAGGAAUAUUUUUGUUUACCAUGAGGAUGGCAAGGAAAUGGUGGACUGGUUCAAUGCAAUAAGGGCUGCAAGGUAUCACUACCUGCAAGUGGCAUUUCCUGGUGCUACAAACUCUGAGUUGCUACCAAAGCUAACCAGGAACUACAUAAAGGAGGGUUACAUGGAGAAGACUGGACCAAAGUGGAGGCCUAUUUUAAACGCAAACCGUGAUUGA